Molecule: messenger RNA, 3271 nt
Organism: Ficedula albicollis (Collared flycatcher)
Lineage: Eukaryota; Metazoa; Chordata; Aves; Passeriformes; Muscicapidae
Gene: F13A1
Product: coagulation factor XIII A chain
Exons: 15
Coding region: 187-2394 (735 amino acids)
Biological process (GO): peptide cross-linking; blood coagulation, fibrin clot formation
Molecular function (GO): protein-glutamine gamma-glutamyltransferase activity
Source: RefSeq, a predicted model, not a curated record
GUGACAGAUCCUCCGAGGUGGUGUGGGGAGGGCUUGGCAACCCUUUUAGAAUUGUCCCAUUGCAACAGGAAGGAGGAGGAUACACAGAGGUUAUUUAAAAGCCCCCAACUUUUUCCCUGCUUCUACUGAACUGCAGAAAUCUGCAAGGGAGAAGGAAAAAAAAGGCUAUCUGAAAAGAAGUACAGGAUGUCUGAAACAACGAGCACCAAUGAGGAGAAUAAACUUCCUUUGAAUGGGAGAAGAGCCAUCCCACCAAACUACUCAAAUGAUGAAGAAAAUGAAGUUCCUGAGAUGGAAGCUUUUGGAUUGAUACCUAGAGGAUUUAAUCCUAGAGAUUACCUGCGUGUUGUGGAUAUUUAUAUGUUCAAGGAGCCUCAAGAGAUCAACAAGCAGGAGCACCACACUGACAAGUACUACAACCCCAAGCUGAUAGUACGUCGGGGACAGGCUUUCCAAAUCCAGAUUGACUUCAACCGACCCUACAAGCCAGAAACAGACCAGUUCUGGCUGGAGUUUUUGAUGGGUCGCUACCCACAGCAAAAUAAAGGCACCUACAUCCCAGUCGUAGUGGGCAAUGUGCUAAAACCUGGUCAGUGGGGAGCAAAGAUUAUCCACAGGGAAAACAACUCCAUUCGGCUGUCCAUCAUGUCCUCUGCCACCUGCAUCAUCGGGAAGUUUCGCUUGUACGUUGCUGUCUUGACUCCCUACGGCAUCCUUCGGACACGCAGGAAUUCAGCGACCGACACUUACAUCUUGUUCAAUCCCUGGUGCCAGUUGGAUGCUGUGUAUAUGGAUGAUGAGAAAGAAAGGCAAGAAUAUGUCCUGAAUGAUGUUGGUAUUGUAUUCCAUGGAAACGUCGAGGAUGUGAAAUCAAGAAGCUGGAGUUACGGGCAGUUUGAGGAAAACAUUCUGGAUGCUUGUCUGUUCCUGAUGGACAAGGCAGAACUGGAGCUCUCUGGUCGUGGGAACCCAAUCAAAAUCUGCCGUGUUGCCUCAGCAGUGAUUAACUCCAGGGAUGAGGAUGGUGUGAUUGCUGGAUCCUGGAACAAUUCGUAUGACUAUGGUGUUGCACCUUCAGCCUGGACGGGGAGUGUGGACAUUCUCUUGGAGUAUUACAGUUCCAAGCAACCUGUCCGAUAUGGCCAGUGCUGGGUCUUCGCUGGUGUCUUCAACACGUUUCUGAGAUGCUUGGGGAUACCUGCAAGACUCAUUACCAACUAUUCCUCUGCCCAUGAUAACAAUGCCAAUUUACGGUUGGACUUCUUUCUGGAUGACGAAGGGAAAGUGGACACCAGACUUACAAAAGACUCUGUCUGGAAUUAUCAUUGCUGGAACGAAGCUUGGAUGACCAGACCUGACCUUCCUGUAGGUUUUGGAGGAUGGCAGGUUGUCGAUGGGACACCUCAAGAAACCAGUGAUGGUAUGUACAGGUGUGGUCCAGCCUCAGUUCAAGCCAUUAAACAUGGUCAUGUUUGCUUCCAAUUUGAUGCUCCUUUUGUCUAUGCUGAGGUGAAUAGUGACAUUUUUUACACAAGAGUGGAGAAAAAUGGAGCCCAAGUGGUAGAAAAGAUCGACACAACCCGUAUUGGGCAGUUGAUUGUGACCAAGGAAGUUGGAGGUGAUGGAAUGGUGGACAUUACUGAGGAGUACAAGUUCCGAGAAGGCUCAGACGAGGAGAGACUGGCUCUUGAGACUGCUGUGAUGUAUGGUGUUAAAAAGCAAAGUGUCCAAGACACCACGUACCAGCCACAGACAGAUGUUGAUAUGGACUUCCAAGCACAAAAGGCAGUCCUUGGCAAUGACUUUAAAGUCACUAUAACUUUCAGGAACAAGAGUCGUAACUCCUACACUGCAACUACCUACCUUUCAGGCAACAUAGUGUUUUAUACAGGAGUCACAAAAAGUGAAUUCAAGAAACACUCUUUCAGUGCAAAACUGGAACCCUCUUCAUCCAGCUCUUUCAAUAUUGUGAUCAAAUCGAGCGAGUACAUGAGCGAGCUGCUGGAGCAAGCCUCCUUCCACUUCUUUGUGACUGCGAGGAUCAACGAAACGGGGAAGAUCCUGGCCGUGCAGAAGGCAGUAAUGCUGGAAAUUCCCACCCUGCGCAUCAAGACCAAAGGUGAACUGGUAGCUGGUAAAGAAGCGUCUGUGAUUGUGGAAUUCACCAAUCCUCUGAAACAAACCCUGGAGAACGUCACGCUCCGCCUCGAGGGACCUGGCGUGCUGAGAACAAUAAAGAAAGAGUUCGGGAGAACCCCAAUGAACUCUACAUUGACCUGGGAAGUAAAGUUUUUCCCAAUGAGACCAGGUUUACGGAAGCUGAUUGCAAGCCUGAAUUCUAAUGCUCUGAGACAUGUGUAUGGUGAGCUGAAUGUCCAGAUUCAGAAACCAUGAACCAAGGUGCUGCCUUCUUCUCUCAUUUAGCUGUAUUUAAAAAUAUCAUGAUAGGGAGCAGCUGAUGGAGAGUUAUAAAUCUGCUUAUUGUUAUUUUGGUCAUCCUUGUGCUGAAAAAGUCUUAUCAGGCAAAUUAAUUGGUAUGUCUGGGGAGAGAAUAAAAAAGCACCUGGAUGCUGAAUGAUUUAAAAUUAGCUAUAUGUAAUUAAAGGCAAUUCUAGGUCAUAUUAUUCCUGUAGUUCACUUGUAUUUAUGGUCUUUUGCAUUAGUGCUGCAAGGGAAUUUGAAAAGCUCCAUUCGCCAGAGUAAUCUGAACUUUAGUUUUAAUUAAGGCCUGGUAUUUCACUAAAUAGGGAAGGAAAAAAUGAAGAAUCCAGUGUUAUAAUUUUUUAUACUGAAUUACAUAAUCUUAUGGUAGAUCAUUCAGGCUGCAAUAGAAACAGGUAUUUCUAGCAAAAGGGUCUGCUUUAUCUUACAAAUUAAUAAUGUUCUGGUUUGUGGAGAGCUCCCUUUGCUGGAAGCAUCUCUCGGGAUGUUUUAUCUCCAGAAUAUUCUCAGAAUGUUCCCUUGUUUCAUCUUGCAGUUUUCCUAUGCUUUUUCUCCUACACUCUCCUGUGUGCAGGCACUCACACAUACUCACUUCAUACCCUCAUCAGACCCCCUAUGCAGUUGGUAUGCUGUUCCUCUACUUUGCUAGGUGAAAAUCCAGAGAUUUCCUGCCUCUGCUCAGAGUUUAUCACACAAAACCUGCACUUGCUGGUCAUAUUUCAUGUGUAAGAUGUGUUCUCUCUUCACCCUUCUCUGCCUUUUUUUCUCUCCUGAACCCACCCUGUAGACCCAUCUCCUACAUGAGUGUGUCAGGAAUGUUUCCUGUCCC